Molecule: messenger RNA, 1350 nt
Organism: Penicillium diatomitis
Lineage: Eukaryota; Fungi; Ascomycota; Eurotiomycetes; Eurotiales; Aspergillaceae
Exons: 3
Coding region: 1-1350 (449 amino acids)
Source: RefSeq, a predicted model, not a curated record
AUGGCCCGGUGCCUGGAUGUUUGGGAAGGUACUCUGUUAGGACGUGAAUUCUGGCAAGACGUCCACCGCCACGACGAGCAGCUGAAGAAGCUGGACGAUCUGGCGACUGAAAUCAUUUCCCCCCAAAGUGCCCCAGCCAACACCCAUGGUGACCAACCAGUGUCGACUCGCCAGCCCACACUCCGAUGUCUCAGCAUGUCUGACAUUGGGAAAAUGGACCCCCCACCUCACGGGCAGUCUGUCCUAGCGUCAGGUCUUGCCCGGUUCAAAGCACUUGAGCGUCGUGUUCGAUCCCCGUCCCCUCGUAAGAUGAUGGCUUCGUCCAUCAGUGCGUUGACAUCCUGGCGGCUCUCGCCCGUCUCGUACUCGGGUCGUCGCUCAGGACACAGCUCGCCGGCCAAAUAUGUCGAGGUAUCUCCCGCCAGCACGACAUUCCGGUCUGAGGAAACGUCGCCGUCCCUUGUCCCUUCACUUUCGUCUUCGUCUUCACAGCAGGGAUUGGAGAGUGUAGACCACUUUGCUAUUCCUGAGCAGCCGUGGAUGGAGUUCCCCGGCGGCUCGUCCUGGGAGAUCCUUCCGCGGAGCAAGACUUCUCUGGGUCUCGACCUUGGAAGCUCUGUCCCCGAGGGGGCGGACGAAGAAGAUAACGUCCUGGAAAUCGAAGAGCUGAGACCGCUGCAGCAGUUUCGUGGACUGCGCUCUCUGCAAUUGACGGGAAUGCUGCACUCGUACCAAUCCAUCAUCUGGCAGGCUGUCUGGCUCAUGACGGAUCUAGAUGAACUCACUCUCGAAAUGGCCCUCGAGCCCGAGAUCAUUCAUCCGUACUUUGCCUCAUACUGGAAGCAAAUCGACGAGCAUUGGACCCUGGCCCAAACAGACGGCGAGAAUUGUGUGUACUACGGCCAUCUCCAAGACGGCCAACUCCGCCAAGACAUCGGCUACGGCGAAUACCUCGACAAGUACUGCAUGGAAAAGGCCAAGGUGCUCGCUCGCACCUGGGGCCCCACGCUCCGUCAGCUCCGUCUCAAACAACUCACUUUAUCCGGCUUCGUCGUCGACGUAGACCCCUUCCUGCUGUGGUUCGAUCCCUUGUGCUUGGAAAGAAUCCGGUUCAAGCGCGGAUGUGUCGAUGCGGGAUUCUGGUUACCUGCUCCUAUGAAGGAUGUGACUGUUCAUAGCCCGAGUGAGAACGAAGCGGGGCCGGUUGUGGUUCCGAUGGUGCCUGUUGAUGCGAUGAGAGAGUUGAAGGUUGUGGAUGUUUCGGCUCGGACGAAAGUUGGUAGCGUCGAUGAGCGCGAGGCAAAGGUAGUUCGGGAGGUGGGAAAUCGCGCACUUUGUGAUUUCUUUUAG